AUGACGAGCAUUUCCGGCGCUGUAGCGCUCUUCCAUACCGUAUCACUAGAUGUGGAUGCGUUACUCACCGAGAUCCGUCAGUCUGACUACCUAGCUGAGCUGGUCUCCGGUGAGUCGCCCGUGGACGAGUCGCCUUUGUACCACAUGGUGCGGUCGCCGUCUCACUCGGUUGCGGCGACCACCAUUCCCGAUGUCCUAGCCUCCCUUUCGGACGAAUACGCUAAGAGCGUGUAUGUGGUAGCAGAUGAUCGGACGGCGCAUGGCGAUCACAGCGUGCAAGUUGUCCAUGUCGUUGACCGUGCGUCCCCACGCACAUUGCGUGCAGCGCCGCAGGGCGUCUUGGAAGUGUGUGCGACACUACUCGCAGGCGGUUCUCUAGAUGAGUUCCAGGCACGGUGUGCGCCGUCGGACGUGUACACGCCAUAG
Molecule: messenger RNA, 426 nt
Organism: Malassezia pachydermatis
Lineage: Eukaryota; Fungi; Basidiomycota; Malasseziomycetes; Malasseziales; Malasseziaceae
Exons: 2
Coding region: 1-426 (141 amino acids)
Source: RefSeq, a predicted model, not a curated record